AUGUCGAUAAUGUUCGCCAAAUCUCAGCACGCACUCAAGCCUUCGCUCGAGGAAGUCCAAUCGGCGCUCCUCUCCGCCAAUCCUGCCGGCAACAUCAUCCCUGUCUACACAUCAUUGCCCUCCGACCUCCUCACACCAGUCACUGCCUACCUCAAGCUCUCCAAUGGCGCCGACACUUCCCGUCGCUCUUUCCUCUUCGAGUCCGUAACUGGCGGUGAGAAGAUCGGCCGCUACUCGUUCAUCGGCUCAGAUCCUCUCAAGAUCAUUCGAACCGGUCCCGGGCUCGACGCACAAGGUGAUCCGCUGCUCGCCAUCGAAAGAGAACUCAGCCCAUACAAAUACAUCCCCGUCCAAGGCUUGCCCACAUUCACCGGUGGAGCCAUCGGCUACAUCAGCUACGACUGCGUCCAGUACUUUGAACCUCGAACCAAGCGCGAACUCAAAGAUGUGCUUGGCAUCCCAGAAAGCGUUUUCAUGAUCGCCGACUCGUUGAUCGUGUUCGACCACGUCUUCAGCACCGUGCGCUGCGUCAGCCAUGUCCAUCUCACUCCAGACCUCGCCAAGAAUGCCACACCUGCCGACAUCGAAUCGCUGUACACCAAAGCAAACGACAAGGUCAACAAGUUGAUCAGCACCCUCGCUUCAGCCACAACACCCAUGCCUCAGCAGCCUCCCAUCCUUGCCGGUCAAGAAGCCGUCUCCAACGUUGGCAAGGCAGGCUACGAAGGCUUUGUCACCUCCCUUCGCAAGAACAUUGUCAAGGGAGACAUCAUUCAAGCGGUCCCCUCACAACGUCUCACCCGCCGCACCACACUCCACGCCUUCAACUGCUACCGACACCUGCGCCAAGUCAACCCUUCCCCCUACAUGUUCUACGUCGACUGCGGCGACUGUCAGCUCGUCGGAGCAUCCCCCGAAACUCUCUGCAAGAUCGAAGCCGGCAAAGUGGCAGUGCACGCCAUCGCAGGAACCGUGAAACGAGGCGCCAACGAUGCCGAGGACGCCGAGCUGGCCUCGCAGCUCGCCUCGUCGGUCAAAGACCAAGCCGAACACGUCAUGCUCGUCGACCUCGCGCGCAACGACAUCAACCGCGUCUGCGAUCCCGCCACCACCCACGUCGAAACCUUCAUGAACGUCGAAAAGUUCUCGCACGUCAUGCACCUCACCUCGCGCAUCACCGGCCAUCUCCGCGACGGCAAGUCGCGCUUCGACGCCUUGCGCUCCAUCUUCCCAGCCGGCACCGUUUCGGGCGCACCCAAGAUCCGCGCCAUCGAGCUCGUCAGCGAGCUCGAAGGCGAGAAGCGCGGCGUGUACGCCGGAGCGGUCGGGAGGAUCGAUUUUGCCGACAGGGAGAUGGACGUGUGCAUCGCCAUCCGGACGAUGACGUUCAAGGAUGGGUAUGCGUACCUGCAGGCAGGGGGUGGGAUCGUCUAUGAUAGCGUGGAGGAGGACGAGUAUGUGGAGACGAUCAACAAGCUGGGUGCCAACAUCAGGUGUAUUGCCCAGGCGGAGGAGUAUUACUCUCAACAGCAGAAGGCGUAG
Messenger RNA from Pseudozyma hubeiensis SY62, 1542 nucleotides. Its product is annotated as anthranilate synthase component. Gene Ontology annotation, biological process: L-tryptophan biosynthetic process. Gene Ontology annotation, molecular function: anthranilate synthase activity. The transcript has a single exon. The coding region runs from base 1 to 1542 and encodes 513 amino acids. The record is from RefSeq and is a predicted model, not a curated record. Lineage: Eukaryota; Fungi; Basidiomycota; Ustilaginomycetes; Ustilaginales; Ustilaginaceae.